AAUAAAAGUGCAGCUUCAGCUCCUGUGAAGCUACAGCAACAGCACCGCUCCAGAGUGAGACUCCACAUCUGAGGACUUCAGCAAGAGAAACAUGGAGCUGAUCACCAGAACUCUGCUUCUGGGUCUGGCACUUUCCCUCACUAAUGCAGCACCUGCGCAUCAAGACGAGCCAGCACCAAAAGAUGGAGAUGCUGCUCUACCAGACCGGUGUGAAGGAAUUGAGUUUGAUGCCAUCACUCUUGAUGAGAGUGGAAAAAACCCCUUCUUUUUCAAAGAUGGCUACCUGUGGAAUGGUUUCUAUGGUCCAGCUAAACCCUCAACGAUGUUCUUCAAGGAGCUAGAUGAACACCACCACCUCGGCCAUGUCGAUGCUGCUUUUCGGAUGCACGAUCACAUCUUCCUCUUCCUGGAUGACCACGUGUUCAGCUAUUACAACCACACUCUGGAGACCGGAUAUCCAAAAACUAUCCAGGAAGUUUUUCGUGGAGUCCCCACACAUCUAGAUGCUGCUGUGGAGUGUCCUCAAGGAGAGUGCAUUACCGACUCUGUUCUGUUCUUCAAAGGGCAAGAUGUGUAUGUUUAUGAUAUAGUCACAAAGACAGUGAAGACCAAGACGCGGGCCCGCCUGUCUCCCUGGGCCCGCCUGCCUCUCUGCACGUCUGCUUUCCGCUGGGUGGAACACUACUACUGUUUCCAUGGACACAACUUCACCAGGUUCAACCCAAUAUCAGGAGUAGUUAACGGCACGUACCCAAAGGAUGCCCGCAAUUACUUCAUGAACUGCAAAAACUUUGGUCACGGAGGUGAUCACAAGGCUCCUAAAUGCAGUGAAGUCAAACUAGAUGCCAUUACUACAGAUGACAGAGGCAGAAUUUAUUUAUUUACAGGGCUUAACUACAUGCGUGUGGACAACAGGCGUAACGGCCUUCACGCCUUUCCAAUAACCAGGGGAUGGAAAGAAGUGACAAACGGGGUGGAUGCCGUUUUCUCCUACACCGACAAAAUGUACUUGAUUAAGGAUGAUCAGGUUUACAUCUAUAAAACUGAUGCCCACUACGUCCUGAUUGAAGGCUACCCUAAAUCCCUCAGGGAGGAAUUGGGCAUUGAAGGAACGGUGGAUGCCGCUUUCCUCUGUCCCAAUGAACACACAGUUCAUAUACUCCAAGGACACAGGAUUCGUGAUGUUGACCUCAGUGCCACACCCAGGGUCAUCAACCGAGAAAUACCUUUGCCCUUGCCUGACAUUGAUGCUGGUCUCUGUGGUCCAGAUGGCAUUAAAGUGUUCAAGGGGUCACAGUAUUACCUCUAUGAGAGUCCCAUGGUAUUGGCUACAAGCAAGAUCGCUCCUGUUCCUCAAAACAUCACGUCAGGAAUGAUGGGGUGUGAGGAUCAAUCAGAAAAAGAAAAAUGAGGAAGAAACCAUACUAAUAAUUUAUUGGCAAGUCAGUUUUUGGAUGUGAAGACUUCAGCGAAACCUAAAGUAAUAGGGAACAGCUUUAUUAGGUGACCAAUGCGUUUCGGCUUGUGGUCUUAAUCAGGGUCAUUCAAGUCAGUUUUUGGAAAAAUGAUCAUGUCUUGCAAUGAAGUUUGACUUGCUUGGUGAAUAAAGCAUUUUUUCAUGGGGAAAUCUUUAUCAUUAAAGGGUCUAUAUUUUGAAUCUGCAAGCUUGGAACUGAAAUCAACCAAAUUCAGUUAAAAUGAAGUAAUGUCAGAGUUUGGCCACAAGAGGACCUUCUGUACAAAGGCAUGCAUAUUCCCAUGCAUGGCUCUGUCCCAGUGACUUCUUUCUUUAAUGAACAAAGUGUGACUUCUUGUUGUUGCACUGAUAUUACAGGUCCUCUUGCUGACCAAAAGUUUUUCUUUUCCCAUAGCUUUCAGAAAUGAUACUGGUACUUUAAAACUUAUAUACAUUUCUUUUCUAUCAGCUUUAUUCAAUCAACACUGAAUGUUCAGGUAUCUGAAAAAUCCUGUUCAGGACUAUUAUUUGACUAAAAGGCAUCAGGUCAAACAAACAGCUCAUGCAGAUUGUUUUCAGUCAUUGCUUCUGUGCCCAAAUGGGACACAUCCUCUGAUGUCACAUCCAAAGGGGCACUUGAGUGCUCUAAAUGCCUCUUUUGUAAGUGCAUCUGUCUUCCAAGGGGCUCUUCGGUCGGCCCAGAUAACAUUUUGGUUAGCUUAAGUGCUCCUUUAGUGUGAAAACUAGGAAUUAAAAAAAAUGAACUUUUGGCUUAACCCCUCCCUCUUAAAUAGCCUAUUGAUUGCACAAAUGCACAAGGGCAGCACAGUAAUGCACGUGAUGGAGAUUUUAUCCAUUGUGUUGUUUUUAAAAUAAUUUUCGGACAAUCUCUUUUUCACCUUAACCUUUGAAAAACCAAAGUGCAGACUUUUUGACAUAAUCCCAAAUCAGACCAGUAAGGGACAAAUGGGUUGUGCAUGAUGCUAUCUCAAUAUCAAAACAUAUAUAUAUAUAUGUAUAUAUAUAUAUAUA
Molecule: messenger RNA, 2488 nt
Organism: Oreochromis niloticus (Nile tilapia)
Lineage: Eukaryota; Metazoa; Chordata; Actinopteri; Cichliformes; Cichlidae
Gene: hpxb
Product: hemopexin b
Exons: 10
Coding region: 92-1411 (439 amino acids)
Source: RefSeq, a predicted model, not a curated record